This is a messenger RNA of Apis cerana (Asiatic honeybee), 1778 nucleotides long. It is a transcript of the gene Cbs, whose product is annotated as cystathionine beta-synthase. NCBI's taxonomy places the organism in Eukaryota, Metazoa, Arthropoda, Insecta, Hymenoptera, Apidae. Gene Ontology annotation, cellular component: cytoplasm. The record is from RefSeq and is a predicted model, not a curated record. Gene Ontology annotation, molecular function: cystathionine beta-synthase activity.
AGAGACGUAUGAAGUCAUAAUUAUUUUCUAUUAUUUAUCUUAAUUAUUACAUCAUUAUGUGAUCGAACACUAUUUCAAAAGUAACGUAGCAUGAAACAAGCAGUUUGCUUUCCUCAAUCUUGAAAUCAACAUAAGAUUGAAGAAUUUAAUAUAAUAUUUGAAUUAUUGAAGCUAUUGAAAAAAGUUUAAAAUUUACUUUUAUUAUUUAUUUUUAAUAAGUUUGAAGAAUUUAAUUAUAAUUUAAAUCUUAAUUAUGGAAUUUAAACAACCUAAUCGACCUAGUUAUUGUACAUGGGAAUUAAAUGCAAUAAAUUCACCACAUACAUGUAGAAUAGAAAAUGGUGAUUGUACUAAGAUAAUGCCUGAUAUUUUAAGUGCUAUUGGACAAACGCCUCUUAUAAAAUUAAAUAAUAUUCCUAAAUCUUAUGGUAUAAAAUGUGAAAUAUAUGCAAAAUGUGAAUUCCUUAAUCCUGGUGGUUCUGUGAAAGAUAGAAUUGCAUAUAGAAUGAUUCAAGAUGCAGAAGAUAAAGGUUUGUUGAAACCAGGAUAUACCAUUAUUGAACCAACAAGUGGUAAUACUGGAAUUGGUUUAGCAAUGGCUGCUGCAGUUAGAGGAUAUAAAUGCAUUAUUGUUAUGCCAGAAAAAAUGUCUGAUGAAAAAGUAUCAACACUUAAUGCUCUUGGUGCUGAAAUUAUACGAACUCCAACUGAAGCAAGUUGGCAUAGUCCAGAAGCACAUAUCAGUGUUGCUCAAAAAUUACAAAAAGAAAUACCAAAUAGUAUUAUUCUUGAUCAGUAUACUAAUCCUGGAAAUCCAUUGGCUCAUUAUGAUCAAACUGCAAUUGAAAUUUGGAAACAGUGUGAAGGCAAAAUAGAUUAUUUGGUAGCUGGUGCUGGUACAGGUGGUACUAUUUCAGGUAUUGGACGAAAACUGAAAGAAUUAUCACCAAAUAUAAAAAUUAUUGCUGUGGAUCCUAAAGGAAGUAUUUUAGAUCCAUCAAUUGAAUCGCAAAAUGAAGUUGGUUUUUAUGAAGUAGAAGGAAUUGGUUAUGAUUUUAUACCUACAGUAUUAGAUCAUAAUGUAAUUGAUAAAUGGAUAAAGACUGAAGAUAAUGAAUCAUUAAAUGCUGCUAGAAUGCUUAUACGCCAAGAAGGUUUACUUUGUGGUGGUAGUAGUGGUGCUGCUCUUAUAGCUGCUCUUAAAAUAGCUAAAGAUAUUCCUGAAAAAAAGCGUAUGGUAAUUGUUUUACCUGAUGGAAUACGAAACUAUUUAACUAAAUUUGUAUCAGACUAUUGGAUGGAAACUAGAGGAUUUUUGCAACCUGUAUGUCAAAAUGAAAUGAAUAAAUGGUGGUGGAAUAUGAAAAUUUCAAAUUUAUCUUUUGAUAAACAAUUAUUGUUAAAGGAAAAUACAGUAACAUGUCAAGAAGCUAUGCAUAUGCUCAAAAAUGCAGAUUCACAAUUAUUAGUUAUUAGUGAUGAUAAUAUACAUAUAAAAGGUGUUAUUAGUUUGAACAAACUUACAUCAUAUGUAAUAUCUGGUAUAAUAAAAUGUACAGAUUUUGUAGAUAAAGCUAUGGUUAAACAAUAUGUUAAAGUUAAACAUUCAGCAACUCUUGGUUAUAUAUCACGUGUUCUUGAAAAAGAACCAUAUGCGAUAAUUUUAGAUGAUGAACAUGAUGAUGCUUUUAUUGGAAUUGUAAAUCAAUUUCAUAUUUUGCAAUUUAUAACUAAAAAUGGUAUAUCUAAUAAUUAUUUAAUAAAUUAAAUCUUAAACA